CGCGGUGACGUGUUCUUUCCGGUCGGUCCGGUUCGCUCGGUCGCGUAGCGUUGCACAUCUUUCUCGAGCCGCGGUCGCUAAUAGUAAAUAUAAUCGGCAAUUUCUGGCAGCUUAAGUUUUGCUGCGAAGGAAGCGUCUCUCCGGACCCCCCGCGUGAGUCACUCAGCGACUCGCUCGCUCGCUCGCGCACGAAGCAGAGAACCGUCGAGCUGCGGAGCUGCGCGACCGCCGACCCGCCGAGAGAAAGAGGAGAAAAGAAAGAGCGCCGUGCCGCGCAGCCAGGAAGAUCAACUUCGACAUCAUCCUCGUCGUCAUCAUCAUCAUCAUCAUCAUGUCGACCUCGACGAGCGGCGGCGGCGGCGGCGGGGAGUUCGGUAACCCCCUGCGGAAGUUCAAGCUCGUUUUCCUGGGCGAGCAGAGCGUGGGGAAGACCUCGCUUAUCACCAGAUUCAUGUACGACAGCUUUGACAACACUUACCAGGCCACCAUUGGCAUAGAUUUCCUGUCGAAAACCAUGUACUUGGAGGACCGCACGGUGCGACUCCAGCUGUGGGACACAGCAGGCCAGGAGCGCUUCCGCAGCCUCAUCCCUAGCUACAUCCGCGACUCCACCAUCGCUGUGGUGGUCUAUGACAUCACCAAUCUCAAUUCCUUCCAGCAGACCUCCAAGUGGAUCGACGAUGUCAGAACGGAGAGAGGAAGUGACGUCAUAAUCAUGCUGGUUGGGAACAAAACCGAUCUGGCUGAUAAAAGGCAGAUCACCGCCGAAGAGGGCGAGCAGAGGGCUAAGGAGCUGAAUGUCAUGUUCAUUGAGACCAGCGCAAAGACUGGAUACAAUGUCAAACAGCUGUUCCGCCGUGUGGCCGCAGCCCUGCCGGGGAUGGACAGCACGCCCGAGAAGAGCAAGGAGGACAUGAUCGACAUCAAGCUGGAGCGGACGGCCGACCAUCCCGUCACGGAGAGCAGCUGCUCGUGCUAGCGCCGACGGCGACGCGCUGCCCUCCGCCAUUCCUCCCUCGCAGCCCCUCUCACGGGCCACUCGCACCAGCCAAGGCGAAGGCCCGCGGGCAGCGAAGAAAAGAACCCGUUUGCUGUUGACUCAGUGACUUUCGGAGUAAACGUGUGGAUGUGCUAUUACUCUGUGAAACAAAACAAAGGCAAAAAAAAUUUCUAUAUAUUAUAUACAUAUAUAGCAUUGGUGGGAAAAAAAAGACCAAUGAAACCACGAGAUGCAGAUUCGAUCGACCUGCAUCCGUUCCAAUUGCAUGGCCUGUAUAGGAUCACAGCGGUGGCUUCUCUCACUUGCAUCGUUCUCACUUCUUUUAGCAGCACCAUCAACAGCAUCAGCCGUGCAGCUCUGAUACAUCCGGCGACAGGCGCCCUAAUCGAAGCCCUAAAGAGCUGUGAUUUAAUACUUUUCCCCCGCUUUGUUGCUGAGAAAUGUUAUCGAUUUUAAUUCAGUAUUUAUGGAAAUCCCAACUCUCAUUUAUUGGCCUUUUUUCCUCCAAGGAGGGUAAAUGUGGGGGUUCUGUACAUGGUUCUUACUUUGCGAUGCACCUUGCUGGCGUGCAAGAGCAGAAGAGCUGCGCGCACAACCGAAAACAGGUGAACUGGAUCAUAAUUUUAUCCCGGCCCACUAUGAUUUGUUACGUGCCCCUCGUGUACCUAGGCAAGGGAAGAAGCUGAAGGGCCAGUCCCAGAGAAGAUGCCCUUCAACCUGGAAAUUAUAACCCUGUUUUUAUAUGCAAGUUGUAACAAGGGGCUGCAGGUAGAAUGCGGGUGUGAGCGGUGUAAGAGCACAAGCAUUUUUCUGGUGGGAAGGGCAAAUCGACCGCCAGUAGCUCCCACGCUCGUCCUUCCGGGGGUUGACCGCGUUUCGUCCCCCGUAAGCCUCUCGCACUCAACCGUUUGCGGUCCAGAAAACCGUUUCUGCUUCACGUGCGUGCGUCCCACGACCUUACGGCGCAGGAACGAGUUUCUAAACGUGGGAAGCGGAGGCGAUACGUUAAGCCGCCUUCGUCGCCCCGUCCCUACAGCGAGGUCCCGUCCUUUCCUGGGUGUCCCAGCGGUUGCUCUGCCUUCUGCUGGGUCCGUGGAAAGCGGACCCCUGACCCCGUAUCGCCCUCACCAGCUCCUAUAUUCUGAACGUUGUUGGCUGGGAAAAGUAGUUCUGGUCGCCCUGGAGCCCCGCUGGCGUUUCCAAAGCUGGGCUUGGCAGAGAGAUCACUUGCAGUAGCGCUGCUGCUUGACUUGGGUGUAAGCGCAUGGGGCGAAGUGCAGCAGGACCGCGAUCGAUUUCUAACAUUUCGCUCUUAAUUUUUACCGUCUUGCUGACCAGUUCUAACAGUUUGACCAAAACGACUUUAAAAAGGGGGCAUUUUUGGAGCUGCUUCUAUUUAACGAUGUGCUGAAGUUGUCCCAUCUUGCCUGAACUGCACCUGAGCCGUGACCGGGGGUGGCGUCGCGAAACGUGCUCCGAAUCCGAGCGCCGAGGCUGCGGGACGGGUUGCGACCAGCCUUUGGUUCGACACCGCUUUCCCCCUCCAUGUGACACACACCGAACAGGUUUGAAACCGUUUAAAAGACUACAUUAAAUAUUGUCCAAAGUUACUCAUGUUGUAUAAAGCAGCAGCAGAACCUCCUACACGCCGCUGACUGAAUAUUCAGCUUUGUACUAUUCCGGAGUGUCCGUCUGUCCGUCUGGAACAUGCCGUCUACUAGUCUUUAGCGAAGUCUGUGUGAAUAAUGUAUUAUUAAUAUCUAUAGUGAAAAGAGGAAAGGAAUGAAAACUGAUGUCACAUGAAAUAAAGUGUUUCACCGAACAGAA
Scleropages formosus (Asian bonytongue) is the source of this 2827-nucleotide messenger RNA. RefSeq names its product RAB41, member RAS oncogene family (gene rab41). The transcript is spliced from 8 exons. The coding region runs from base 332 to 979 and encodes 215 amino acids. The record is from RefSeq and is a predicted model, not a curated record. NCBI's taxonomy places the organism in Eukaryota, Metazoa, Chordata, Actinopteri, Osteoglossiformes, Osteoglossidae. Gene Ontology annotation, molecular function: GTPase activity; GTP binding.